Menidia menidia (Atlantic silverside) is the source of this 1851-nucleotide messenger RNA. NCBI's taxonomy places the organism in Eukaryota, Metazoa, Chordata, Actinopteri, Atheriniformes, Atherinopsidae. The record is from the annotation of a GenBank genome assembly.
CUGGGAAUCUCCAUCCUCAACGGAGGCAACAGCGAUGUGCAGCAGAAAAUGUUGGACUACCUGAAGGAUAAGAAGGACGUGGGCUUCUUCCUGAGCGUUCAGGCUCUGAUGCAGACCUGCAGCGUUUUGGACUUGAAUGCAUUUGAGAGACAGAACAAGGCAGAAGGACUUGGGAUGGUUUCAGAGGAGGGCGGCAAUGAGAAAGUGAUGGCGGAUGACGAGUUCACCUGUGACCUGUUCCGCUUCCUGCAGCUCCUUGACUUUUACUGGUAUUACUCGGGAAAAGACAUCAUCGAUGACCCCGGAAAGAGGAAUUUCUCCAAAGCCAUGACGGUGGCUAAGCAAGUCUUCAACAGCCUGACUGAGUACAUCCAGUCUCUGGCCCACAGCCGGCUGUGGGACGCCGUGGUGGGCUUCCUGCACGUCUUCGCCCACAUGAUGAUGAAACUGGCUCAGGACUCCAGUCAGAUCGGGCUCCUGAAGGAGCUCCUGGACCUUCAGAAGGACAUGGUGGUGAUGCUGCUGUCCCUGCUUGAAGGCAACGUGGUGAACGGCACCAUCGCCCGGCAGAUGGUGGACAUGCUGGUGGAGUCGUCCAGCAACGUGGAGAUGAUCCUCAAGUUCUUCGACAUGUUCCUGAAGCUCAAAGACAUCGUGGCGUCCGACGCCUUCCGCGACUACGUGACCGACCCCCGGGGCCUCAUCUCCAAGAAGGACUUCUCCAAGGCCAUGGACAGCCAGAAGCAGUACUCCCCCUCGGAGAUCCAGUUCCUCCUCUCCUGCUCCGAGGCCGACGAGAACGAGAUGAUCAACUUCGAGGAGUUCGCCGACCGCUUCCAGGAGCCGGCCAAAGACAUCGGCUUCAACAUCGCGGUGCUGCUCACCAACCUGUCGGAGCACGUGCCCCACGACACCCGGCUGCAGAACUUCCUGGAGCAGGCGGAGAGCGUGCUCAACUACUUCCGGCCCUUCCUGGGCCGCAUCGAGAUCAUGGGCGCCAGCCGGAGGAUCGAGCGCAUCUACUUCGAGAUCAGCGAGGCCAACCGCAACCAGUGGGAGAUGCCCCAGGUGCGGGAGUCCAAGCGGCAGUUCAUCUUCGACGUGGUGAACGAGGGCGGCGAGAGCGAGAAGAUGGAGAUGUUCGUCAACUUCUGCGAGGACACCAUCUUUGAGAUGAACAUCGCCGCCUCCAUCUCCGAGCCCGAGGGCGACGGCGAGGAGGAGGAGGACGAGGAGGAGGAGGAAGAGGGCGGGGGGGACGAAGGGGAGCCCGGGGAAGGGGAGGAGGGCAACGGCGAGGGCGCCGUCCCGGAGUCCGCCUCGGCCUUCGCCGAAUUCAUCAAGAGUGUGGUGAACUUCUUCAACAUGUUCACCUUCCGAAACCUCCGGCGGCGCUACCGCAAACUGAGGCGGAUGACCAUCAAGGAGAUGGUGGUGGGGCUGGUCACCUUCGUCUACACGGUGCUGAUGGGCGUCCUGGUCUUCGUCUACAACGUCUGCAAGGGCUUCUUCACGCUCGUCUGGAAGGCACUGUUCGGCGGCGGCCUGGUGGAGGGCGCCAAGAAGAUGACCGUCACCGAGAUCCUGGCCAGCAUGCCCGACCCGACCCAGGACGAGGUCCACGGAGACCUGCCCCCAGAGCCGGGAGCCAGGGAGGUCCAGGACGCGGACGGGGGGGCGGACCACUUGGAUUCCGGUGGAGGGGAAGAGGAAGACGAGGGCGGGGAGGAAGGGGAAGGCGGGCGCCUGCCUGGGUUCAACACCCCUGGAGGACUUGGGGACUUUGGAGAGACGACCACAGAGGAGCCCCCGACUCCGGAGGGCACGCCGCUGUUGACGAGGAAGCUGGUA